AUGCCCGCGCGAGACGCCGUUGCCUGGAACGCGCUCAUCGCCUGCCACGUCCGGCACGGGCGCCCAGCAGCCGCCGCCGAAGCCUUCCGCAGCAUGGCAGCUGCCGGGUUCGCACCAACAGCCGCCACCCUCUGCACCAUGCUCAAGGCCUGCGCCUCCUCCCGCGCCGUCCGCCCCGGCCGCCAGGUCCACGCGCGGACACUACUCGCGCGCCACGAUGAUAUCAUCAUGAAGACAGCACUUGUAGAUCUCUACAUGAGCUGCGGCUACGUCGAGGAUGCCAACAGAUUGUUUAUCCACAUGGAGCGCCCAAAGGAUGCGGCGCUAUGCAACGCUCUUCUCUCCGGCUGCGUGGAGAAUGGCCAUUUCCGGGAAGCUUUCUUGAUGCUGGGGGGAAUCGAGCCCAACGGAAUCGCGCUGACAUGCGCUCUCUCAGCCUGCUCGGCCACAGCAAACUUGGCAUACGGUCUGCAGGUGCACUGCAAGGCUCUCCGCUGCGGGUUCGAUUCCGAGACUAUCCUCUGCAAUGCGCUCAUCGACAUGUACGCAAAGUGUGGGCGGACAGUGGCUGCACGCAAGGUCUUCGAUCGAAUGACCGGCCGAAAUGUCCUUUCUUGGUCCAGCAUGGUUGAUGGUUAUAGUCGCCAUGGGCACGGCGAAGAGGCUUUGGAUCUGUUUGAGAGGAUGGAGAAAGCUGUCUCGCCAAACGCCAUUACAUUUCUGGCUGUUCUCUCAGCUUGUGGACACUCUGGCCUCGUGGACCAAGGCCGAGCCAAGUUACAUUUGAUGAAAAGCAAGUAUGCAAUUGAUCCAGGACCAGAGCACUACGCUUGUUUUAUUGACAUGUUAGGCCGGGCAGGACAGAUCGAUGAGGCAUGGGAUCUCUACUGUAGUUUGCGUGCGAAUCUUACUGAGCUUUCUGGUGCUAUCUGUGUGGCUAUGCUGAAUGCAUGUAUAUCUAACAUAGAUGUGGUGAGAGGCAACAAGGUAGCUGGGCAUCUUCUGGAAGUUGAUCCGCAGAAUACUCGAAACCUUGUGUUGAUCUCAAAUUUUCACGCUGCUGCUAGGCAAUGGUCUGUAUCGGAUGAGUCAAGGGAGGUUAUAAUGAAAAAGGGUCUGAAGAAAGAAGCAGCUAGUAGUCAUGUAUCUAUGGGCUAA
Molecule: messenger RNA, 1158 nt
Organism: Lolium perenne
Lineage: Eukaryota; Viridiplantae; Streptophyta; Magnoliopsida; Poales; Poaceae
Product: pentatricopeptide repeat-containing protein At5g66500, mitochondrial-like
Biological process (GO): RNA modification
Molecular function (GO): RNA binding; protein binding
Source: RefSeq, a predicted model, not a curated record